Molecule: messenger RNA, 2746 nt
Organism: Momordica charantia (bitter melon)
Lineage: Eukaryota; Viridiplantae; Streptophyta; Magnoliopsida; Cucurbitales; Cucurbitaceae
Source: RefSeq, a predicted model, not a curated record
AAUAGGUUUAAAUUUUGUGGAAAGAAUGUAUGAAGAACAUGUCUGUGGGAAAUGCUCAACGAAACCAAUUUCUGAAGCAAGAAGAAGGAAAAGUAGAUAAUUUUGAAGUGUUCAGUUCUGUCGAAAAUGGCUAUGGCUUCCAUUGUUGCCUCUGCCUUUCUUCUCAUGUUGCUCAGUUUCGUCGUCGUGUCUGCUCAAAGGAAUGGAACUCGGAUACUCGCCGGCACCUCUCUCAUCGCCGGCAACACUUCCGUUCAGCCAUGGCGUUCUCCUUCCGGCGAUUUUGCAUUUGGAUUUCACAACUAUGGCAAUGAUUUAUUCUUGCUUGCCAUCUGGUUUUACAAAGUACCUGAAAACAACGUCGUCUGGUUCGCCGAAGCGGACGACGACAAUCCAGUUCUGGCGCCGAGAGGAUCGAAGAUUGAGCUCACUGCUUCAGACGGCCUGGUUCUUCGAAACCCUAGCGGCGGAGAAAUUUGGAAAUCGGAGCGUAUAACGGCCCCUGUCGCGUUUGGCACGAUGAACAAUACAGGCAAUUUUGUGCUUGUGGAUACAAUCAAUGGAUCCGUAUGGGAGAGCUUCACCUAUCCAACAGACACGUUGCUUCCGACGCAGAAAUUGGAGAUUGGAGGCGUCAUCUCCUCUCGCAAAUCGCAAGGUAACUUCUCACUCGGAAGAUUUCAGUUUCGUUUGCUUCGAGAUGGAAAUGCUGUUUCGAACACCAUUAAUUUGCCCUCUGGCUAUCCGUAUGAUGCAUACUAUAUUAGCAACACUUUUGACUCUUCGAGCACACAGAAUUCUGGGAAACAAGUGAUUUUUGAUGAACAUGGAUUUCUGUAUGUUCUGAAAAAUAAUGGAGUAAAAGUUAACAUUACACAGCUUAGUGAUGGUAACCCAAUUGAGGCUUAUUAUUACAAAGCCACCAUGAACUUUGAUGGAGUUUUGACUGUAAGUUCUUACCCCAAGGGCUCUGGUGGAGUUGCCAAUGGAAGCUGGAAAGAUUUGUUUAGAAUACCUGACAAUAUCUGUCUUUCUAAUGUAAAUCCAAUUGAAAGACUUGGCUCUGGAACCUGUGGAUUCAACAGUAUUUGCACACUGAAAUCUAAUGGAAGGCCAAGUUGUAAUUGUGCACAGGGUUAUUCCUUGGUUGAUCCAAACGAUGAGUUUGGUAACUGCACACCUGAUUUUACACAAGGUUGUGAAGGAGAAGAAGAAGGUGCUGCCAAUUUCAACCAUAACCUGUAUGAGAUGGUGGAUCUUCCAAAGACUAACUGGCCAAUGAAUGAUUAUGAGCGUUUUCCCACUUCAAAUGAACAAGACUGCAAAAGUUCUUGCCUGCAAGAUUGCCUUUGCGUGCUAGCGGUGUUUGGAGGCCGUGAUUGCUGGAAGAAAAGGCCACCGCUCACAUAUGGGAGACAGGAUGCAAGUAUUACAUCCGUUUCUUUCCUUAAAUUAAGAAAAAGUAAUGUCUCACUCGAGAGCUCCCCUGAUGAUAAUAGAACACGAAAGAAACAAACCACAAUAAUUGUUGUCAUGUCUGCACUCUUGGGCUGCUCUGUGUUUGUCAUCUUCAUAUUGCUGGGUUCCAAAUGCUUAGGUUUGUUUGCCUUGAAAAAGGAGAUAUUAGUUGGAACUUGCACAAAGAAUGUCGCUUUGGAAUGUAAUUUAAUCCAGUUUGCUUACAAAGAUCUUUACAAAGCAACAGAUGGUUUCAAGGAAGAACUAGGAAGGGGAUCUUGUGGCAUUGUCUACAAAGGGACAACAGAAGCUGGUCCUGUUGCUGUCAAGAAACUGGACAGAAUGUUUGAAGCAGACAAAGAGAAGGAGUUCAGAACUGAAGUGAACGUGAUUGGCCAAACGCACCACAAAAACCUGGUUCGUCUACUCGGAUAUUGCGACGAGGGGAACAACCGUAUGCUUGUCUACCAGUUCAUGAGCAAUGGCUCAUAGUCGAGUUUCCUCUUCAAUGGCGAUCUGAAACCGAGUUGGAAGCUUCGAGCUCAAAUAGCCAUUGAAAUUGCAAGAGGACUGUUAUAUCUACACGAAGAAUGCAGCACCCACAUCAUCCAUUGUGAUAUAAAGCCUCAAAACAUACUUCUGGAUGAGAAUUACCAUGCCAAAAUCUGUGAUUUCGGGCUGGCAAAGCUGUUGAAGGUGGACCAAAGUAGAACUGAAACUGGCAUAAGAGGGACAAAAGGGUAUGUGGCUCCAGACUGGUUCAGAUCUUCGCCCGUGAACGCGAAGGUCGACGUGUACAGUUAUGGAGUGUUGUUGCUUGAGAUCAUAUGUUGUAGAAGGAAUGUGGAGAUGGAAGGAGAGGGAGCAGUUUUGAGUGAUUGGGCCUAUGACUGCUAUGAGCAAGGAAAGUUGGAUGUUUUGAUUGAAGGAGACAUGGAGGCCAUGGAUGAGUUGGUGGAAAGAUUUGUGAAAAUUGCAAUUUGGUGCCUUCAAGAAGAUCCAUCCAAAAGACCCACCAUGAAAAAUGUGAUGCUAAUGCUUGAAGGUAAUGAACAUGUCUCUCUUCCUCCAUGCCCUUUCCCCUUCACCUCCAUAGUUUGAAAGUCUUUUAUCCAUUGUACUUUUAUCUUUUUUGUUUUGCCUUUUCUUUCUUCUUUCUAGAUGUGGAAAGCCCACUCUUUUAGGCCAUACUAUUUCUUAGAUUUUGUAACUGAUGUAAACUAUAUUGUUUACUCUGCAUGUAUGCUAAUGUAUUAAAGUAGAUAUGUUUUCUUUUGUUCCCUGUUAA